AUGGUUUCUGAGCGUAUUCCUCAAUUCGUAGCAUUUAAGGGACCCAAUAACAAGUAUUUGGGGUAUUCCAAAAAUGGGGAAUAUAGUGGGCAUUUGAAAUUCUGUUAUGAUGAUCUGACGAGUCCAUUUGUGAAGCACGAGAUUGUGGAGGCAGGCAAUGGUUACGCCCACAUAAAAUGCUGUUACAACAACAGAUUCUGGGGGAACAGGGAAGACCUCGGCGGGAUCGUUGCCGGUGAACACUCGCCCAACCAUGAUCUGUCCAGCCAGUCUUGUACUCUCUUUGACUUGUCAUAUGAAGAUACAGCUUCCAACAAAGUGUCUCUCGGAUUGCUGCAAAACAAAUAUGUUGUUUACAAGGAGCAAGGCGGAGAUAGCGAGCUCGAGGGCUAUCUGUUCGCUGGUGAGGAUAAGGUACACAAGAAUGGGAGUUUUAAAAUGUACGAUGUGGGAUCUACCGUUAAGCUACCCAAGUUCGUGGCUUUCAAAGGUUCUAAUGGUCGGUUCCUGGGCCUUCACGAUGGGGUGAUGCAGUUCUACUCUUCCGAUCUGGGAGAUGAUUCUAUAAGGCAGCAAGUGGAGGACAUUGGCGAUGGAAAAGUGAAAAUAGUGAAUUUGGACGUCGAUUCCAAAAGGCAUUGGAUUGUUUAUGACAACUGGCUUAUGCUGGAUUAUGGUGGAUAUGAGCCCGCAGUCUUUCGCCCCAUUCAAAUAGAUGCUCAGAAGGUAGCUCUGAAAUGUGUAGAUCCUCCGAAGAUUUGCCGAUUGCUGACAGAUAGCCGCGGAAGAGAGUGUUUCGGCGCUACCGCCACUUCGCUGGAAGCAGCUACAUAUCUAACUGUUGUGGAGACCGUGUUCUCGCGUCGGGUGCAUUCUAUCAUAUAUGAUUUGAACAGCGCUCACAUUUAUGAUUUGGAGCCACUGGCUCUAGCGAAGGGCACCGCGGUCAACACGACAAGUCAGUCCGCCACUAUGGAGAUUGGUCUAGAAUACACUGAGAGAAGGAAAAAGAGUUGGAGCAACUCCAACUCGUUCCAGACGGGCGUCUCCACCAUAUUCGAUGCGGGAAUCCCAUUCGUAGGGAGUGUUGCAAUUCAAGUGUCUGUUGAAGAUACCUUCACUUGGGAGUGGGGAGGAGAAGAGGAACAGAGCACCACUAUACCUACAAAGUACACUGCGGUGGUGGAGCCAGGCAAAACUGUGGAGGUUGUUCUUCAGGCUACCCGGGGCAAAUGCGAUGUCAAAUUCUCCUACGUACAGGAAGACCUCCUUUCUACCGGUGAGAAAAUUACGACCAGUUGUGAGGAUGGCGUGUUCAAAGGCAUUAACUAUUUUGACAUCCGUUUUAUCUCCAAAGGAUUGUAG
Messenger RNA from Cryptomeria japonica (Japanese cedar), 1365 nucleotides. RefSeq lists its product as uncharacterized. The record is from RefSeq and is a predicted model, not a curated record. Bases 1 to 1365 code for a protein of 454 amino acids. NCBI's taxonomy places the organism in Eukaryota, Viridiplantae, Streptophyta, Pinopsida, Cupressales, Cupressaceae. The transcript has a single exon.